GUCCCUGGGCUGCGGAAGGGCCUGGCUGUGUGUGUGUGUGUGUGUGUGUGUGUGUGUGGAGUUUGUUUCUUACUUUCCCCUCCCCCAUCCGCUGCUGCUGCUGCUGAGGCCGAGACAUGAAUGCGAUGAAUGUGGGGCUCACUUCAAAGCAGAUCGUGAGGGCAGCAAAAGGGGUGUUGUAAUGCCGUCAGCGAAGGAAAAACGCAGCGAACGCGAGCCGUUUUUAGAUGGCCGCGUUUUUUUCCCGUGCGAGGAAUUCUUUCGCAGUGGCAUUAAUAGAAGCCUGGAUAUAAACUUUCUGCCUUGUGGGCUGUACUGGGACAGGGUGCAGGGACACUGUGAGCAUGAGCGUAAACGAGACGGCCUGUUAUCUGCCCGACGUGGGCGGCAGCUUCACUGAGGAUGCCCCCAGACCCCCGGUCCCUGGGGAGGAGGGCGAUCUGGUGUCCAGAGAUGGACGGCAAUACAGCCACAGUUUUUACUCGUCUAAGAGUGAGAGCCUCAAGAACGAGACCUCCAUAGCUACACCCAGAAGACCCGACCUGGAUCUGGGCUAUGAGCCCGAGGGUAGCGCUUCCCCAACGCCACCCUACCUGAAGUGGGCGGAGUCUUUGCACUCGCUUUUAGACGACCAAGAUGGCAUCCACUUGUUCAGGACUUUCCUCAAACAGGAGGACUGUGCCGACAUGCUGGACUUCUGGUUCGCCUGCAGCGGCUUCCGCAAGCAGGAGGCCAACGAAGGCAAUGAGAAGAUGCUGAAACUCGCGAAAGCCAUUUACAAAAAAUACAUCUUGGAUAACAAUGGAAUUGUGUCCAGGCAGAUCAAACCGGCCACCAAGAGCUUCAUCAAGGACUGCGUGAUGAAGCUUCACAUUGAUCCUGCCAUGUUCGACCAGGCGCAAACUGAAAUUCAGACUAUGAUGGAAGAAAACAGCUACCCUUUGUUUUUAAAGUCCGAUAUAUACUUGGAAUACACCAGGACGGGCGGAGAGAGUCCCAAACUAUUCAGCGACCAGAGCUCGGUGUCAGGCAACGGCAAAGCCCUGCCGGGCUACUUGCCAACUCUGAACGAAGACGAGGAAUGGCGGUGCGAACAGGAGCAGAACCACGAAAGCGACCCCACUCCCAGCAACAGGCUGACCCAGAAGCUGCUCAUGGAAACCGUGCCUCAGCGGGUGGCCAGCACUAAAAGAUAUCAGGACAACCGUGAAUACAGACACACGUCAUGGAGGGAGCCCAUCAACCCGUACUACGUGAACACCGGCUACGCGCUGGCUCCCGCCACCAGUGCCAACGACAGCGAGCAGCAGAGCAUGUCCAGUGAUGCAGACACUCUCUCCCUGACCGACAGCAGUGUAGAUGGAGUCCCACCUUACAGAUAUCGUAAGCCGCAUCGACAUGAGAUACACGAAAGUGCCAAAGUUAAUGGGCGAGUGCCUCUACCUCAUAUUCCUCGCACAAACCGGAUGCCAAAGGAUAUUCACGUUGAGCCAGAGAAGUUUGCAGCGGAGCUCAUCAGCAGGCUGGAGGGGGUGCUGAGGGAACGUGAGGCGCAAGAAAAACUGGAAGAGCGGCUCAAGAGGGUUCGACUGGAAGAGGAAGGUGAUGAUGCAGACAUCUCAACCGCUCCCUCCCUGGCCAAUCACAGGGUUGCUCCUGCAGUCCAUGUGCAGCAUUAUGGCGGUCGCUACUCUGAAAUGAGCUACAACGGGCUGCAGCUACGGGACGCACACGAGGAAAACCCCGAGAGCAUCCUGGACGAGCAUGUGCAGCGUGUCAUGAAAACCCCCGGCUGUCAAUCUCCGGGCACGGGCCGCCACUCUCCGAAGUCCCGCUCCCCUGACGGGCUUCCCGCGGGCAAGAUUCCCGGGGUGAUGAUGCCGCUCUCUGGUGGCCAAGGCAAGCACCAGGCUCGGCUAGGCCCAAAGGGUGAGGCAGCGCACAUGCACCAUCACAAACACGUUCACCACACACACUAUGCCGCUGGGGGGAAACCCAAAGAGCAGGUGGAGGUGGAAGCCACGAGGAUGCACGGAGGGUUCGCCUGGAACAUGGAGCAACACCACUAUGGAUCCAAGACACGCAACUUUGCAGAUGGAAUGAGUGUCGGCCCCAAUGCCAUGGACCCAAUGGGUUAUGGCAGUAAAGGAAGCACACUGUCAAAGCGUCCAGUCAGAAAAGGAGAUGAUGGUCGAAACUUUGAGAUGCGAGAGCCCUUGCCCCUUGAUGAUAUGGAGAGGAACCAGAAGAUACUGCAGUGGAUGAUGGAGGGAGAGAAGGAAGCUGGACGCUAUAAGAGGAGCCCUUACGGGAGCAUCUCUGGCUCCAAGAAGGCUCAGGGUCACGAGGUGUCGAGGCCCAGCUCGGUGGAGCGACCAGGGGCUGUGCACCCUUGGGUUACCGCUCAGCUCCGCAACAAUGUGCAACCUUCCCAUCCCUUCAUCCAAGAUCCAACCAUGCCCCCCAACCCAGCCCCAAACCCCCUUACCCAGCUGGAAGAGGCACGCAGGCGGCUUGAGGAAGAGAGGAGGAAGUCUGGAACAUUGCAAGCUAAGCAGAGGCAUAAGAACAUGAAGAAGCAGCCCUGUGAGAACAUCAUUGUGGCCUAUUACUUCUGUGGAGAGCCCAUCCCGUACAGGACAUCCGUCAAAGGAAGGAUCGUCACACUGGGACAGUUCAAGGAGCUGCUUACUAAGAAAGGGAGCUACAGGUAUUAUUUCAAGAAAGUGAGCGACGAAUUUGACUGCGGGGUGGUGUUCGAGGAGGUACGCGAAGACGAUGCCAUCCUGCCCAUCUUCGAAGAGAAGAUCAUUGGAAAAGUUGAGAAGAUCGACUGAGGCUGCGAGGGAGGCGGGAAGAGAGGGACUCGGGCAGGAUAUGGAGAAAGAGAGGAAGCAGCGAGCAGGUGCUGAGAUUGGUACAGCGAACGUGGACGUGCAGAACAGGGACGGUUGCUGAGGAAAAUACACUAUUUCCUCCGAGGCUUCUACCUCCGCACAACAGCUUUUAAAGUCACACUGCUGCUCAGUGCUCAAGAUCACUGCAUUGUGCAUGGAAAGCCCUUGGACUCAGAGACGAAAGUGCGAGGCAGCGUUCUCUCACUUUUGCUAUAUUUCUAACUCUGAAAAAUGUAAUGUAGCAAUGUAAAGUUAGCUUAGAAAAAAGUACUAUGAAUACGUUUACUAAAGCUGCAUAUUUUUGAUAUGACGUAUCAGAAGGAACAUAUCCUUUCUAAUUUAACAACUCUUGUAAUUUUAUAUGUACUGGUACCAGAUGUGUACAGACUGUCUGUUUAAAAGGAAAAAGAGAAAGUUUUAUAUCUAUUUAAAUAAAAAAAAAAAAAAGAA
Sinocyclocheilus anshuiensis is the source of this 3347-nucleotide messenger RNA. It is a transcript of the gene axin1, whose product is annotated as axin 1. NCBI's taxonomy places the organism in Eukaryota, Metazoa, Chordata, Actinopteri, Cypriniformes, Cyprinidae. Gene Ontology annotation, cellular component: nucleus; plasma membrane; beta-catenin destruction complex. The transcript has 11 exons. Gene Ontology annotation, molecular function: I-SMAD binding; identical protein binding; beta-catenin binding. Bases 345 to 2837 code for a protein of 830 amino acids. Gene Ontology annotation, biological process: positive regulation of proteasomal ubiquitin-dependent protein catabolic process; cell development; positive regulation of protein kinase activity. The record is from RefSeq and is a predicted model, not a curated record.